GAUCCACGGUGACCCCUCGGCCAGGCUUCCUGGCGCUGGCGGUGGUGGACGGCGGCGGCUCCUGGGAGCUGGCAUGGCAGGCCGGGAGCAGCAGUGCCAGAGACUGGAAGGUGGCCAGUGUCCUUCUGGGGGAACGCUCCCGGCCCUUCCGGCUGGAGUUUGUGAGCCUGGUGGACCUGGACGGCCCCGACCACCAGGGGGCUGGGGUGGACAACGUGACCCUGAAGGACUGCAGCCCCGCGGUGACCACCGACAGAGACAAAGAGAUCUCCUGUAACUUUGAGCGCGACACGUGCGGCUGGUAUCCCAGCCACCUCACGGACACACACUGGCGCCGGGUGGAGAGCCAUGGCCCUGGGUAUGACCACACCACCGGCCGAGGCCACUUUGUGCUCCUGGACCCCGUGGCCCCCCCAGCCCGGGGCCGUAGCGCCUGCCUGCUGUCCAGACCCCAGGAGCCUGCAGCCCCCGAAGAGUGUGUCAGCUUCUGGUACCACCUCCACGGGCCCCAGAUUGGGACGCUGCGCCUGGCCAUGCGACAGGAAGGGAAGGACACGCCUCUGUGGUCACGGUCAGGCACCCACGGCAACCGCUGGCACCAGGCCUGGGCCACGCUCGCCCAUCAGCCCGGCUCCGGCGCACAGUACCAGCUGCUGUUCGAGGGCCUCCGGGACGGGUACCACGGCACCAUGGCGCUGGACGACCUGGCUCUGCGGCCGGGCCCUUGCUGGGCCCCCAGGCGCUGCUCCUUCGAGGACUCGGCCUGUGGAUUCUCCACCGGUGGCCAGGGCCUGUGGAGGCGCCAGACCAACGCCUCGGGCCACGCCGCCUGGGGCCCGCCGGCUGACCACACCACGGAGACUGCGCAAGGACACUACAUGGUGGUGGACACGAGCCCGAGCGCGCUGCCCCGAGGCCGCGGGGCCUCCCUGACCUCCGAGGAGCACAGGCCCCUGACCCAGCCCGCCUGCCUGACCUUCUGGUACCACCUGAGCGUCCGCAGCCCAGGCACCCUGCGAGUCCACCUGGAGGAGACCGAGAGGCGCCAGGUGUUCAGCGUCAGCACGCACGGUGGGCUGGCCUGGCGCCUGGGCAGCGUGGACGUGCGGGUGGAGCGGGCCUGGAGGGUGGUGUUCGAGGCCGUGGCUGCGGGCGUGGAACGCUCCUAUGUGGCGCUGGAUGACCUGUUUCUUCAGGACGGGCCCUGCCCUCAGCCAGGUUCCUGUGACUUUGAGUCUGGGCUGUGCGGCUGGAGCCACUUGGCCUGGCCUGGCCUGGGCGCCUACAGCUGGGACUGGGGUGGGGGAGCCACACCCUCACGCUACCCCCAGCCCCCCGUGGACCACACUCUGGGCACAGAGGCAGGCCACUUUGCCUUCUUCGAGACGGGCGUGCUGGGCCCCGGGGGCCAGGCUGCCUGGCUGCGCAGCGAGCCUCUGCCGGCCACCCCAGCCUCCUGCCUCCGCUUCUGGUACCACAUGGGCUUCCCAGAGCACUUCUACAAGGGGGCACUGCGGGUGCUCCUGAGCAGUGCCCAGGGCCAGCUGGCCGUGUGGGGCGCGGACGGGCGCAUGCGGCACCAGUGGCUGAAGGCCGAGGUCGAGGUGGCCAGCACGGAGGAGUUCCAGAUCGUGUUUGAAGCCACUCUGGGCGGCCAGCCAGCCCUGGGGCCCAUUGCCCUGGAUGACGUCGAGUACCUGGCCGGGCAGAGGUGCCAGCAGCCAGCAGCCAGUCAGGGUGAGCCCGCGGCCCCGCGUGUGUCCGCCCCGGCCGCAGCGGGCGGCGCCAUUCUCUUCAUCACGCUCCUGGUGCUGCUGGGGCUCGGGAGGCGGUGCUGGCUGCAGAGAAAGCGGGGCUGCCCCUGCUGGAGCAACACAGAGACCACGGCCACCGGCUUUGACAACAUCCUUUUCAGCGCGGAUCGCGUCAUCCUCCCAGCGUCUGUCACCAGCGACCCAUAGACCACCCUGACGAGGCUCUGACCCUUCACAACAGACCCCGACCAGGAACCAGACUCCCCUCCAAAGCACACUGAGCCUCCGUGUCCCUCCCCUGUGCCAUGACUGUUGCCCCCUAAAUAAAUGCUCGGCCCACGAGGGCAGCCCAAGCUCCA
Molecule: messenger RNA, 2113 nt
Organism: Carlito syrichta (Philippine tarsier)
Lineage: Eukaryota; Metazoa; Chordata; Mammalia; Primates; Tarsiidae
Gene: MAMDC4
Product: MAM domain containing 4
Exons: 15
Cellular component (GO): membrane
Source: RefSeq, a predicted model, not a curated record